Molecule: messenger RNA, 2578 nt
Organism: Talpa occidentalis (Iberian mole)
Lineage: Eukaryota; Metazoa; Chordata; Mammalia; Eulipotyphla; Talpidae
Gene: SLC18B1
Product: solute carrier family 18 member B1
Exons: 15
Coding region: 10-1440 (476 amino acids)
Biological process (GO): transmembrane transport
Molecular function (GO): transmembrane transporter activity
Source: RefSeq, a predicted model, not a curated record
GCUGCGGGCAUGGACGCGCCGGAGGCCCCCGAGGGCGCACCCUCCCCAGGAGGUGAUGGCCCUUCCGGAAGCCCAGGGGAAACAUCCAGGCGAAUAACCAGAGAGCAGCUUUUUGUGCUCAUAUCUGCAGCGUCCAUUAAUUUAGGUUCUAUGCUGUGCUACUCUAUUCUUGGACCUUUUUUCCCCAUAGAGGCUGAAAAGAAAGGAGCCAGCAAUACAAUUAUUGGCAUGAUCUUUGGCUGUUAUGCUUUGUUUGACUUACUGUCAUCUUUAGUAUUUGGAAAAUAUCUUGUACAUAUUGGAGCAAAAUUUAUGUUUGUAGCAGGAAUGUUUGUCUCAGGAGGAGUUACAAUUCUCUUUGGGGCCUCCCUGGUGGCGCAGCGGUUGAGCGCUGGGUUGCGAAGCUGCCCGCGGCCUCUGCGGCGCUGGUUUGAUCCCCGGCUGCUCCCCGGCCAUCGGAGGAGGGUCCCACAUGGCACGCAGACCUCUCCUGCCGCCCGCUGCUCCCCUCAGCAGUGUACUUCGGUCCUUCUGCUUGCUCUGCUCCCCGCUCUGGCUCUGGCUUUUCCAAAUAAUGUGGCUACAGUAUUGGGAAGUCUUGAAGUUUUCUCAGGACUAGGCCUAGUACUAGGGCCUCCUUUGGGGGGCUUCUUGUAUCAAUCGUUUGGCUAUGAGAUCCCUUUUAUUUUUCUGGGAUGCAUAGUUCUGCUGAUGGUGCCACUCAACAUGUAUAUUUUACCUAAUUAUGAGUGUGAUCCCAAUAAGCAGUCGUUCUGGAAACUCAUCACUUUACCCAAGGUUGGCCUGAUAGCAUUCGUGAUCAUCUCGCUCAGCUCGUGUUUGGGUUUCCUUGAUCCCACGCUGUCUCUCUUUGUUUUGGAGAAGUUUCAUUUACCAGCUGGAUAUGUGGGCCUGGUGUAUCUGGGGAUGGCUCUGUGUUACAUGGUUUCUUCACCAUUAUUUGGUCUACUAAGUGAUAAAAGGCCACAUCUAAGGAAAUGGUUUCUGGUUUUUGGAAGCUUAAUCACAGCAGCGUGCUACAUGCUUUUAGGACCAGCCCCAGUCUUGAACAUUAAAAGUCAGCUCUGGAUGCUGAUCCUGAUAUUAGUCAUAAAUGGUGUCUCUGCUGGAAUGAGUACAAUCCCAACUUUCCCUGAGGUGCUCAGUUGUGCCUAUGAAAAUGGGUUUGAGGAAGGAUUGAGUACAUUGGGACUGGUGUCAGGUCUCUUUGGUGCAAUGUGGUCUGUUGGUGCUUUUUUAGGACCAGUGCUGGGUGGAUUUCUCUAUGAGAAAAUAGGUUUUGAAUGGGCAGCUGCUGUCCAAGGCCUGUGGGCUCUAGCAAGUGGAUUGUCAAUGGCCUUGUUUUAUUUAUUUGAGCACUCAAGAAAAAGACAAAGUCUCAGCACAGAGGAGGACCGAGCUGCACUCUUGCCUGAUUAAAUCAAGUCUUCAGAGUCCUGGAUUGAUGCAGGGUUGGAGAUGGAUGCCUCUGUCCAUGAACAUCAAAGUUGGGAGGAUUUUCUUAACUAUGCCUGGAGCUCCAUGGAUCCCAUAUCAAUGUCUGGAAAAUGUUAACAUAUUUUUGGAUGUACUUACUAUAUUGCCUUGAAGAGUUGGCCUGAUGAAUCAGCCACACUAAAAAUAUUAAGAAGGAAGAGAACAGUUGACAAUCAGCGAAAGCUUGUGUUUUUAAGUGACUAAACUUGCCCUUGAAGAUGUAAUUGACUCCAGGUCUCCUGUGUCAUGUGUUUACUCUUUUAUUCUAAGAGCACUGAUUCUGUGAAUGUACUUUUUUUAUUAGCAGGGAAAGAAAUAAAUUGAUUUGAUAUGUUUAAAAAUAUAUAAACUCAAGCUAUAUGGAAUGAUUACUGUGAAAUCAGUUUUUAAUAGGUGUAAUUUUUAGGUGUCCUGAGACUUUUGCUUUUGUUUAAAAGGCAAAAUUCCUGCCUGCUAUGCCAAACUCCUCUAUCAUUCCCUGGUCCUCAGCUUUUCUAAAAAUUUGAUUUUUAUGAAAGGUACAGAAUGACAUCUGUUAAGACUUCCAUUUUUGUAAUACACUUUGAAAUUAUGAUCUGACUUUAGAAAUAAUGCUUGGUAUGACAUUAUUUCCUUUAAUGCCUCUGUCUCAUUUAUAUCAUUAAAAAAAAAUUAACACACUCCUAGUAGAUGUAUCCCACUCCCAGAACAAGUGAGCUGACAGAAAUGCUUGUUCUGCCUUAAGUGGUCCCUGCGACUGCAUAUAUAAAUAAAAAUCGUGAUUUUUGAAGUGAAUGAUUCUCUGUGGUACCACUCUCCUGAACCAUUGUCAUGGGGAAGAAGCCCUAUUUAUUUAAAAAAAGGUAGAAAAGAGGGCCUCCCUGGUGGUGCAAGGGGUUAAGUCAAAGCACUAUGUAGCUAUCCCUGGCCAGGGAGCUACCCACAUCGCACUGCAGACCUCUCCUGUCUUGCCUGCUGCUGCCCUCAGCAGUGUAUUUCAGCCAAUCUGCCUAAUCUGCUCCCCACUCUGUCUCUGGUGAAUUCUCUCCCCACCUCCCCACCCCCACACCUCUGGUCUACAUCUCAGCUCUUGUAUGCAUAA